Molecule: messenger RNA, 4598 nt
Organism: Dreissena polymorpha
Lineage: Eukaryota; Metazoa; Mollusca; Bivalvia; Myida; Dreissenidae
Exons: 2
Coding region: 431-2116 (561 amino acids)
Source: RefSeq, a predicted model, not a curated record
GCCCCGUAGCAUAUCAACAUACACAUUCAUUGAUUGUGUAUUGUAAACGUAUUGAGAUUUAUCGGCCCAACCUCGCCAAGUGUCAUACUGCGAACAUGUAUAACUUCACCUUUCAAGCUGGGAGCCGAACCGUGACAACAUUUGAAAUGGUUUGCAGUUUUGUAAACGAGGUUUCAAUGUUUAUAUAAUCGUCGUAUAUAUUCCAUUGAAAUAGUUUUACACGCAAAGGAUUAGCGGUGAAAUCACGCAAGUCGGGUGGCUACCUGAUGUAAUAAAAAUUUAGAACGGGAUAGUUGAGAACGCAACCUGUGUGUUGGAAAGGGAUUGUUUUUAAUGGUGGGAUAAACUGAACUCCUCAAAUUGAUUCAGCAGUAAACAGAAAAAGACCUAACACAAAGACAGCCCGCACUGUAAAGUAAUUCCUGCUGCCAUGGAAACCGAAGAGGCUAUCGAGAGAAAGGUACACCACCUGGGCACGUUCAUAUCCGAGCGCGUGGACAGCAACCAGAUGCAGCACAUCCUGAACAACAUCAGCACAUCUAAGGGUACAAAGGUGACGCUGCAGUUGUCUCGCAGUGGCCUGCGCUACAUUAAGAACUCCGCCAUCCAUGGAUCGAAGCUCGUGGACGCCAUUCGAAUGCAGAACCUGCAGUUCUUCACGCUGCACAAAGAAUCGUCAAACGUGCUGUUCGUCGUCGCAGUCGGUAACACGCAGGAUCCCAGCAAGCAGUACCAGAUCAGCGUCUUCCGUUGUAAGGAUGCCAUGGACGCCAGCUUGUUUGCCACAGCCUUUCGGCGACUGAGCGCCGCCAUCCGCCAGUCGGUGACCGUCGUACGCAGUAAGCCGACGAAAGUCGUUACUAGCGAGGAAAUCAACUGGACCUUACGCGGUAAGGAAGCCGACAACUCCAAGCGUGAAUUGAGGAAAAUGCUGAAUAUAGACGGUGGUGGCGGCGAAACCCAGCAGGUGACCACCACUCUUGUGAAUGGGAAACACGCAGACAUAAAUGGACAUUCCGAGGUAUACGAACACGGCGUGCGAAUUCCACUGUACAAGAAAGGUCGACCGUCAAGAUCCGAAAGAGAAUCUUUCGAUGCGGAUUUUUCCGACAACAGAUCCGAAGUUUCUGAGGGCGCUCUUCGUCUCGAGCUUGAGUCUCUCUCGCAGGAAUUGCGUGAUAUUAAAUCAAUGCUCGAGAAAUCGACAGGCAUGACGACAGCAUCUGAAGCCGGAAGCCCGCGCGGUUUCAAACCAGUCGCCGUUGAAGUGCAUAGCCAUCCAGUGAAGCCAACUGUCGUUGUUGAGAGAAGGUAUCAUGAUGAUACAGUUGAUACCGUGUUCAUUGAUAACGAGGAGGUUCAGCUACGCCCGAAGACAAACGGAUACACAGUCACCACAGAAGGAUCAACCACGCAUGUGCGUGUGUCCGUACCAGAUUACCGAAGCGUGAGCGAGCGGGUAGCAGUUUCACCCGUCACAACAUCUACACCUUACCCGACGCAUGACACAACCGACUACGCGGUCGUAAAGAAAACGCGUCCUUUGACAACUUCAUAUGAGAGCUGGAAAAAGAGCACAAUGGAGCGAAACGCCGGCAGACAGUUUCAUGAUUACCAGGAUCGCAUUGAGUGGAAGUCCAGAUCCAGCCGCGCAAGUCACGUGGUAUCUGCGCCACGACCGCGCUCCGCUCUGCCUACAUGGUCAGUCGAUGGAGUGGACAGCGCAAGAGUGGUCGAGGUGCGUCAUCAUCAAGCUGGUGUUGGGCCCACAUACGGUCACUUGACCUACAAUCCGCACGUCAAAGGUGUGAGCGAGCGUAAAAGCCAGUCGGUACGCGUGAAAGGUAUGCCCACGACGGUCAUCAAACCGAUUGAAAAGGUGUAUACCGGGCGGAGGGACGCCAAGCACCAUAGCCUAAUCUACCGGCCAACCAGCGCCAGUCUGAGACCCUCGAUUCUCGUGUAUGACGACACGAACGGACUCGAUAGCGCAAGAAUGUCGUACAUUGAACCAAAUAACAAUCUUGUAAAACCAGACGACAAUGACGACCAUCUUUUGGAUGUUAGUGGAAUAGACUUGUACAGCGAGACACCACGUGAAACAGUGAAAACGUGACGUUAUCAUGCGCAUGCGCUUUGAACGCUCCAGUGAUGAUAUUAAUGUACAUGUACAGCGUAGCGAAAAUGUUAUUAAAUAUGGAUAGAAAACGCAUUUUAAAAUGUUUGCAGAUGUUACACACUAACAGACCCAUUCAAAACAAAUUUGUAUUCAACAACAAGUGAAUAUGCUACCAUGCCGCAAAUGGUGAAUAUUUCUCCGGCUUGCUUUUUGUGUAUGUUUGUAAGUGUGCUAGACGGUCACUAUACCUGUUUAAUUUUGAACAUUGCAUAAUGCAGAAAAUAUAUACAUUUUUAGCGUUCGGAACAAUGGCGCUUAAUACUUGAACCUUAUUAUGCGUUGUAAUAACAUUUCAAACAGGACAUUCCAGAAGAAUUGAGUUCUCUGUGUGCAUUGACACAAUUUAAAAGUGACGUGUAUAGCCGAACGAAUCCGGUUUUGUUAUCCCAGAGAUAAUGAGGCAUCAUCAGAAGGUUUGGCACGUGACUUACUUCUGCAGGAAACGGAUAUCCUUUGUCGCUUUAGAAUUAGUGAACAAUUUGUAUGAACCCGUAUUAAUAAUUUAUGCAUAAUUUGGGGUAAAUCAUCCAGUAACAUCUUCAAGGAUACAUAUCAAGUAUAUGCUUUUAUUCAUUUUAUCAUAUUUACAAACAUUAAUGUACUCUGUAAAGCAUGAAGAUUAAUAAAUAAUUAUGAAGUUUUAUCAUUAUGACGAAAACGAAAUAUUUGUUUGACUGAGCUAUUUUGGAAUAUUGAAAUACUAGUAUAUGUAUCAACAUGUAGAUAUAUACAGCUUUCCAUAAUGUAGGAUUAUAAUAUUUUUUUGGCGAGUGCAGCAAUAGUGAAGCCCAGAUCUAUGUCGUAUACAAGCCUGUUACUGAUGAGUCACUGUUGUUUUACGCUUACUAAAUAUCUCGUGUGAACUCGCGCAUUUUAAUUGCCUAUAUGUCACGCUCAACUGUUAUUCAACAUUCAGUAUACAUGACCACUCUUAAAACAUAACGUUUAUAUCAUUUCCAUAUUCGCAAGGUUAGGCCACGGUAGAUGUCUUGUAUUUAUAAAUAGUUUGUCUGUAAUAUGUAUCGUACAUUCUUGCACUUUUGGAUAUAAACUUGCAUUUUCUGGUCCGCAGCAAUUACGAAGAGGUAAAUAAUAGAUUCGCCGUGAAUAUAAUCGACAUUAAAUCGUGUUGGUUUAAUGAGAUGUAUGUCAAAUUGCUAAAACAAAUUUCGCCUACUUAAGCCAUUUAAAAACGGAUUCUCUACUCUUUUUAUUUACAAUAUAGUUUUCGCAUUUUAUUUUCGCGGACUAAAUUAGUCCAUAUAAGUUAUGAUGUUAAGAUAUUCCUUACACAGCUUUGUAAAUAGCGUCCAUGGAUAUUCCAUUUGUUAUCAGCUUAUUUCCCUACUUAAGCCCGGGCAAAGGGAUUAAACACAAAUAACCCUGCAUUGUCCACAUUGAAAAGUUUCAUCUCCGGCUAAAUACUUUGUGUUUUGACUAGAAAAAUACGAGAUGCACUCCAUGGAUGAUCCGCGAAAAUGGGUCUUUUAUUAUUUGCGCCAUUACGCCGGCUUGUCUACAUUCACGCUGGUCGUAAAUGGCAUAAGGUCCAUUUUCGCACGACGCGGGUCUCUUUAUGGAACCAGGAAACCGUUGUUUGCUUUUGUAUCAAUAUUGAAUAAAAAUCCAUGAUCAUUUAAAAAAAAAUGAAGCUUAUGACAAACACAAAACAAGCAUAUGAAAAGUGCACAGCCGAAAUAAGCUUCUUUUGUGAACUAGAAUGCGUCCUGACUCAAUAUUGUAAAUUGUUAGUUUUGAUGUUUUGUUUUAUUUCUUCUUUGUUAAAAAGUUAUUUUUGCAAAUGUUAUAUAUAAUUGGGGAGCUAGCUGUCUGGUGGAUGCAUGCUAGUUUUAUUUUGGCAUAAUGCAAAUAUAUUAUUAUUAACUCAUUUAUGCCUAGUGGACUCUCCCAUCCUUCUAUAUUUGCUCAAUUUAUUUCCAAAAUUAGUGAUGUCUUGUAUAUUUAUAUCUAUAUUUAGAAUAUUUCUUACAGAAAAUUCCUUAAAGCAAACAGCGCAGACCCUUGGUCUGCGCUGUUUGCCUUAGACUUUUUUCUAGACGCUAGGCAUAAAUGGGUUAAUUAUAUUGUUGUUUUGCCGGAGACAAAAACUCUGGUAAAUUUCUAAGCGAUUUGUUCACGAAACAUGCACUGUAAGACGCUUAGGAUAUUGCUUUAUUUGGCAUGUGUUUACUGUAUGUACAUAACCCACCAUGUGUUUACUGUAUGUACAUAACCCACCAUGUGUUUACUGUAUGUACAUAACCCACCAUGUGUUUCCUGUAUGUACAUAACCCACCUCUGCAUAGACUGAUAUUAAGCUAUAUACUCGGUCAGUGAAAUCGUUCUAUAUUAAAUAUACAUCAUCUGUACUUGUUAGUAUAUAUGCAUCAUAAUCAAAUAAACAUUAUUUUGCCGUUAA